Molecule: messenger RNA, 3585 nt
Organism: Patella vulgata (common limpet)
Lineage: Eukaryota; Metazoa; Mollusca; Gastropoda; Patellidae
Exons: 12
Coding region: 784-2403 (539 amino acids)
Source: RefSeq, a predicted model, not a curated record
AGUCACGAUCUUGGAUACACAGGACCGUUACCGGACAAUAGAUGAACUAAGAUAUAGUAAAGGCAUUCUUAGUGGUUUAUGGUUUGUAAAAAGUUGACCUCGUCUAUCUUGAUGCGGACUAACAUACUUUCAGACAAUAAUAUGUUUAGAGAGUCGAAUAAUGACCUAAUUAUGUUCCAAGGAAUAUAUCUUUAUACAGUAUUCGGCUCCUCUCUUGGUUUGAAACACGACAAACAUGUUUAAAUUAUACUGUUGACUAAUGAAGAUAGUGUAGAAAGGUAAUUCGUGCCGAUUAAAUAGAAUUACGUGUAAAAGUGUAGACAUUCACUUACAUUUUUUCUAAAUUAGUUGUCUAAAGCUUAACGUGAUACUUACGAUUACAUGCGACACGGAGUAUAAUCGCUGAUCUAAAACCAGUGUUAAUGUUUCUAACUUCAAGUAAAUCGAAUUAAACUUCAGGCAAUCGAGUUUUUCUAUUGGGAGAUUUUGAUAUUACUCGAAGAGACAAACUAAAAAAAAAAUACAUAUUUUUGAUAGAAGAGACUGAACGAUGACAAGUGCAUGAAGUAGAUUACAAUUUGAGGUGUAUAAUGAACGAGUAUUAAAUGCAGUCUUGUGUGAUGUCAUGCAAGUAGAGGGAUGUUCUUUUCUUUUUUUGUUUUUAAAAAAAAGCCCGUUUAGUUGGAUAUGUAAACUUAAUAAGGAAACACACUUUUCUAAUUGGAUGUGUAAUAUUAACGGUUAACUAGGAAUAUUCUUUAAAGAGUACAGAACUAAAUAAAGAUGACGUUAUUCCAAGAUAAACGAUGGGUAUGGAUUUUUGUUGUUAUGUACUCAAGUAUAUUAGGUAUCGUGUGUAAAGAUGAAUGGAGUAAAGUAGAAACUGUUAUUACCGGCUGUUCAACAGUUUUAAAAUGGCAUAUACACAAUGAUUUUAAUGAUACCAUCACUAUUACUAGAAAUAACGUGAAAUUAACUUCGUUUUUACUGAAAGAUGAGAAUAUUUCAAUAAGUAAACCCAUGGAGGUAAAGAGAGAAGUUGGUGAGACUGAAACAGUUCUACAUUUUGUUAUAAACAAUGCUACAUUAGAAGAUACUGGUCAUUAUAUUUGUACUUUAGAUAAACUACACUUAUAUAAACAUACACAGCUAACAGUUAUAGAUUUUCAGUGGAAUAAUGACGAUGAGCCUAUAAAAGUCCGUCCAGGAGAUGAUGUAACUAUCAAAUGGGAGUAUAUGCUGUUAUCUAGACGACUUAAAAAGAAUAUUUUCUUAUAUACCGAAGAUAAAACAGGCGUUGUGACAAUGCUGGCGUUUUGGUUCAAUGGUGUGUUUAAGAGUGAAACCACUAGAAUGACAUUUAACCUAACAAAAAGCGAAAAUAGUUUUGUAGAAAAUAUCUACUUAACACUAUAUAAUACGACAACGAAGGAUUAUAACUUGUCUUAUUAUUUAAAACUAGAUUGUCAUAGAGGUUGUGCUAAGUCACAUCAACCUAUAACUCUUAUCGAAGAUGUGGGAUUUAAAUGGAUACCAGUAAACCCCACCCCUGUAAAGACAUCUAUAAGUCGAGACGUAGAGUUGAUGUGGAAUUAUCAAACGGAGAAAUCUCCAAAUAAAAUAAUAAUCACUCGAAAGAAUGCAACAAAUAACAAGGUAGAGAAUAUAGGAAUGUGGACACCAGAACGUGGAUUUAAGAUAGAAACUAAUUUGACAGCUAUCUUUGAAAUAUCUCAAAGGUUUGAAACGGUGAACCAUUCGACGACUACCGAAGAGAUAACUAACUCUAACCCUAACUUAAUACCAGGCUCAAAUACGAAACCUAGCAGCAUGGAUGCUACAACAGCUCAAAAUAAAUCAACAACUACCGUGUCUGGUGACCAAUCUAGUUCAGUAAAAUCGAGCCAGUUUGAAGUCAGCAUAGUGACUGUCAAUAUUAGCCAAGGGCGUAUAACUCUUAGAUUAUUAAAUGUUAAUAACAGCGAUGUUGAUAUGAUGUAUUACUGUCACGUCCAAUGUGGUGAUUGGUUUACGUCAAAACAAGGCGUUACACUUACAGAAGUAGAACAACAAUUAGACACUAGUCCUGCAACAAACAAUCCGUCAUUGUCGAGAAUGACCGAGCACGAAAUGAUCGUAUUAUCAGCUAGUUUAGCAACAACUGUUGUUGUCUUUGUCUUAUUUUUGAUAUUGUUCACCUUAGCAACUAGAAAACUAUCACAACAUUACAAUAAAGACAAAGAGCGACCCAAGAGUGCAGUAUCUACUAACAGUAAUUCUCCUUCUAGUUCAAGAUACCCUUAUAAACCUAUGAGUGGGUUAACGUCAUAUAUAGCUAGACCGGAUGUGGAACCCACUAAAAGAAACAGCGGUGGUUUACGCGAAUUUUUACAUGGAGAAUAAUAGGGCCUCAACCCCCUAGAUCUCACAGUCAUCAUCAAACACGCAAACGACAAUGGUAUCCAAUACGCGACCUUAAGUCUUUGAUUCCUUUUACAUGCGCGUUUCUUCAUUUACCCCAGAAUAUUCGUACGUUAAAUUGCAUUUCAUUUUCACUUACUACUGUAUGAAAGAGUAAAGUAUUUAACUAUACGCGACCCUGUGUGAUUAAACAGAAAGUUUCAAAACUACACACGUCGCGGGGUAUAUAAUGGAAUGCACGAGUUUGACACAAAACGAUGCUCUUUUGAUAGUUUUUCGCCACUGUCGAAGAAAGACCCAGCUUAGAGACUGGGGACGGCAUUGGAUUAUAAGGUGAUUUUAGCCCAUCAACACCCGGUGUUAGGUCCACAAAAACAGACUGUGAUUAUGGUAAAAUAGUGCCUAAAUCUGUGAUGGACUAUAAUAUGAGAAUUAUGUUAGAGUAAAUGUUAUAUAGACAUAUUGUGUCCCAAAUUCAAUUGUGAUAUAUAUGAAUAGAUGUUUUCGGUCAAUAUUAAAUCAGGAAAGGUGAUGGAGCUUAUACAAAACGUGAAUUCUCAAAACACUCCUGUGGACACAAUAAAUAAUUAGAAAUUCAUAGAGCUACAUAUCCGUGUUGGUCUUUACCACACCGUACCUUCCGAAUGCUAGCGUUUAUCACUUCAUUUAUAUUGUUGGGUUUUAUUGCAAGCUUUUAUAACUUAAAUAUUGCUGGUGUUCAGUGCUAGCUUUUAUCACGACACACUACUUAUUUUUAGUGCUAUAGUAUCACCUUAAUUCAGCCCAAGUGCUAGUUUUUUUUACGGAAUUUGCUACUUAGAUUUUGCAUUUGUUUGCUAUUUAGAUUCGUGGUGUUUUAUACAUAAGUGGAAAUGUGUUUGCCCCCACCCCUAAUCCCCGAUGACAGUAUAUUAUGUUUAUGUAUAGUACAUUUAAAAUAUUCACGUUAUGGCUCAGUAUGUUUGUGAUACGUACGACGAUGAUGAUGAAGAUCUCGAAAAUAGCUGUUCUAAUCAUUAUACAUAUCGGCAUGAAUCUAAAAUUAAUUUACGACAACUCAAAAUGUUAACAGGAAUGUCUUUAGUGACACCUGUUAAAAUAUGUUAAAAUAAUUAAACUGUUUGUUAAACUUUAUGAAGUAAAAUUAGCAUAUCCCAUUAUAAA